AAACCCGAGCCCGCGGCGCAAGCCGAGCCGGCCCGACGGGAGGCGCCAGGCCAGGGAGCCGCGCGGCCCUUGCAGCCGCCGCGGCUCGGACCAUGGAGGCAGGAGCUGGAGGGGCAGGGUCCAACACGAAAGGCGGCGGCAGCCCCGUCACCCCCGAGGACCCCCGGAGCCCCGCGAAGCCCUCCACCCCCGAGGAUCCCCAGAUGCCCGUGCAGCCCGCGCUCCCGCAGCUCCCGCGCCGCCCGCGGACCCUGGACGAGGACGGGGCGCCCAGCCAGGACGGGGCCUCGGGGGGCAGUGAGCCCGCCCUAGAGGACGCCCCGGCCCAGGCGGCGGGCGAGGCCGGGCCGGUUUCCAAGGCGGUGGCCGGCGGCGCCCCACACAUCGGCUUCGUUGGGGAGCCCCCGCCCUACGCGCCGCCGGACCCCAAGGCCGCGCCGCUGCUGUACCCGCCUUUCCCGCAGGUGCCUGUGGUUCUGCAGCCCGCGCCGUCUGCACUCUUUCCGCCGCCCGCCCAGCUCUACCCGGCCGCGCCCACGCCGCCCGCGCUCUUCUCGCCGCCCGCCGGGGCCGCCUUCCCCUUCCCCGUGUACAAUGGCCCGAUGGCUGGCAUGCCAGGCCCUGCCACGGUCGAGCACAGGCCCCUGCCAAAGGACUACAUGAUGGAGUCAGUGCUGGUGACCCUCUUCUGCUGUCUGCUCACCGGCCUCAUCGCCAUCGUCUACUCCCACGAGACCCGCGCAGCCGUGGGCAGGGGUGAUCUGGCCCAGGCCGAGGAGGCCUCGCGGAAGGCCCGCUCGCUGGUGCUCUUCAGCCUGCUCUUCGGGGUCUUCGUGUGUACCAGCUGGGUCAUCUACGUGGUGGUGGCACUCUACCUUCCCUGAGGCUGUGGCUCCUGCGGGGAUGCCGGAUGCCGGGAUAUCCAGGGAUAACUGGCCGGGCCAGACCCUUUCUUUGGACUCAGAUCCCUGCCGGUGGCCAGCUCUUGCCUGCAGAGGGAAUCUGGGGGCCAGAAGAGGGCAGGCUUGGCAACACUCAACUGCCUUGUGGCUGGGCCUCAGCUUCCUCAGCCUCCACAGGUGGCCCACUGGAGCCUCAGUGAGUGUCCUAAUCCAAGGUGUCUCCAGAGCCCGGCUGGGCCCCAGCUGUGGGACAGGAGCCCACCAGACGCCCGUUUCCUAGGUGCCUCCUCUCAAGGCCAUCCUGAGACUCCUCUUGCCUUCAUCUGUGCUCUUGGGAGGCCAUUGUAGGGACCAAAGCCUUCACUGUCUUCAGAGCCAUCUGGAAGGACACUGCAACCUCCGCCCCCCGCCCAACCUCCAGCCCAGCUGAGGUGAUCAGGAUGCCAGUAUUACCUUUCCCUGCGGGAGACUGGAGCCUGGUGACUUCCGGCUGGUUGUUCCCCUAUCCCUUCCCCAUCCCAGGAGACAGGGUCCCUCAUGCUGACCCUACAUCCAGAAACCAGGGCCACUGUGUCUGGUCAAUCAACAGAAGCAACACCCCAUGCAGAGCUUCACACUGCUACUUUGGGGACACUUCCUGGCUCUCUUCCAGGGCCAAUGGCAACAUCUGUCCACAGCUGGGCUCCAGCGCACCCUACCCACUCCUCUCUGAGAUACUGUUGGCAUAGAGGCAGUGCUGGCAAGAACUACCCAAUGAUAGAGGAUCAGCUGGGUCCUCAUUUGACGAGGACCACCCUGACUGGGGAGCACUUGCACCAAGAUCCCUCGGCCAGCCUGUAGAACUGUACCUAUGACUCUGGCAUCAGAUUCCUGGCACCCCAGUCCCAUUAGUUGUGGUCUCAAGAAUAAACCUGCAUUUUAACAAGAUUCAAAACCAUUGCAGAGGCCAGGCGAGAUGGUUCACACCUGUAAUCCCAGCAAUUUGGGAGGCCGAGGUGGGUGGAUCAUCUGAGGUCAGGAGUUCAAGACCAACCUGGCCAACAUGGCGAAGCCCUGUCUACUAAAAACACAAAAAUUAGCUGAGCGUGGUGGCAGGCGCCUGUAAUCCUAGCUACUCAGGAGGCCGAGGCAGGAGAAUUGCUUGAAUCCAGGAGGCAGAGGUUGCAGUGAGCUGAGAUUGUGCCACUGCACUCCAGCCUGGGUGACAGAGUGAGACUCUGCCUCAAAAACAAAAAACCAUUGCAGACAGAGGAGGAAGGCGACCCCAAGCUGAGCCACACGAGAUUCAUAGCUCAAGCUAAAUCAGUUGGUUUCAGAGCAGCCUCGGUGUGCUGCUUACAACCCUGGCACCAGGGACUGAAACAGGAGAAUGGCCCAGCCCAGCCCAGUCCUUCCUCCAGAAAGCUGGAGAGGCACGCAUGAGGAAGUUAAGUCAUGAGCAGCCUGGAGACUCUGUGGAUUUUCGUUCAGUAAGCAGGGCCCGAGGUUCUGCAUCUUCCCAGUGAUGCUGAAGCUGGUACUCAAACCAAUAGCAAAGUGGGAAAUUAUCAAAACUACUAAAAGGCAUUAAAACCAGGAUCAUGACAUGGA
Symphalangus syndactylus (siamang) is the source of this 2492-nucleotide messenger RNA. It is a transcript of the gene PRRT1B, whose product is annotated as proline rich transmembrane protein 1B. NCBI's taxonomy places the organism in Eukaryota, Metazoa, Chordata, Mammalia, Primates, Hylobatidae. The record is from RefSeq and is a predicted model, not a curated record. Gene Ontology annotation, cellular component: membrane.